AUGCAACCUCUUCGGGAUAGAAACUGGGUCACGUACUACGACGGCGAGAAGGUGCAUCAUGGUCCGCUCACUAUCGUCGGCACAGGCAAUAUCGCCCUGGAGUCUGUCCUAUUGAACCACACCAAUCGCUUCGUCUUCUUCGAUGCGCCGCUUCUGUCUAUUGCCACCGGCAACACUACUUUCAACAAUACAAACUCGUACUACGCCAGUGUCAGUCUCAAAGAUGCAAUUGGUAAAAUUUGGUUCAACCAACUGAGCGCAGAGCAAGAGAAGAUCCUGAAAACCCAGAUCGAGAUGGUGCAGGAGACGGGAUUAAUGAGCAGAUAUUGGGAUACUCCUGGUUGGCCGAUUAGUCUGAGAGACAUGCUGUGGUUUAAGCUCACCGAAUUUGGCGUCGGAGUGCUCAAUGUAGAUGACUUGGUGUCGGCAACGAAGUGGAAUUGGCAUCAGUGCGUCGUCGCUGGCAUGACCCUCUGCUGA
Messenger RNA from Alternaria novae-zelandiae, 480 nucleotides. RefSeq lists its product as uncharacterized. The transcript has 2 exons. Bases 1 to 480 code for a protein of 159 amino acids. The record is from RefSeq and is a predicted model, not a curated record. NCBI's taxonomy places the organism in Eukaryota, Fungi, Ascomycota, Dothideomycetes, Pleosporales, Pleosporaceae.